Messenger RNA from Metopolophium dirhodum (rose-grain aphid), 462 nucleotides. RefSeq names its product large ribosomal subunit protein eL38. The transcript is spliced from 4 exons. The coding region runs from base 163 to 411 and encodes 82 amino acids. Gene Ontology annotation, molecular function: structural constituent of ribosome. Gene Ontology annotation, cellular component: ribosome; cytosolic large ribosomal subunit. Gene Ontology annotation, biological process: protein-RNA complex assembly; translation. The record is from RefSeq and is a predicted model, not a curated record. NCBI's taxonomy places the organism in Eukaryota, Metazoa, Arthropoda, Insecta, Hemiptera, Aphididae.
GCAUACUUAUUAUUUGCUAUUGCUUAUAAAUUGUUUUCUUUCGGUCUCUCGUUUGAUUGAUGUGUAUCCUUAAUCCAUAUUAUUACAUUUUAGAAGUUUUGUCGCUAAACAAACCUCAUUAAUUUUUUGUCGGGACAUUAACUAGUGACCACCAAAUAAAUCAUGCCGCAAGAAAUUAAGGAAAUCAAAGAUUUCCUCCUAAAGGCUAGAAGGAAGGAUGCCAAAUCUGUCAAGAUUAAGAAGAACAUUGAAAAUGUUAAAUUCAAAGUUCGUUGUUCUCGAUUCCUUUACACCUUAGUAAUCACAGACAAGGAAAAAGCAGAGAAACUUAAACAAUCAUUGCCACCUGGUCUUCAAGUGAAGGAGAUCAAAUGUAAAAAGAUGAACAUUGACGAUAAAGAGAAAAAAUGAUAAGGUUGCUGUGGAUUAACGUAUAUAUUAAAUAUAAUUAACUUUAUUACA